AUGAGCAGAAGACAAACUGGUGGUAGGAGGAGGAGGGGUGGCAGCCACCGUAGGAACAGUCCGGUUGUAAAACCUACAAUAGUUCGGCUUCUUUUGUCAUUGGCUGUGUUGCGGGGUUGGUCAGUUCGGCUGUUGGACAUCCACAAUGCAUUCUUGAAUGAUGAUUUGGCUGAGACUGUGUAUAUGCGCCAGCCACCCGGUUAUGAGGACAAAACGUUGCCUAAUCAUGUGUGCUUAUUGCAAUGCUCGUUGUAUGGGCUUAAGCAGGCACCUCGUGCUUGGUUCACGCGGUUGCAUAAUUUUCUGGUAACGGUUGGCUUUACUCCAUCUAAGACUGAUGUGUCUUUGUUUAUUUAUUCUCACAGUGGUGUUCAACUCUAUUUUUUUGUGUAUAUGGAUGACAUCUUAGUCAUGAGUUCUGAUCUGGUUCGUGUAGCCGACCUUGUGGCUAAAAUGGCGUUAGAGUUCAAGCGGUACAUGAAGGACAUUCUUAAGCGAGCUGGCAUAGUUGACUGCAAGCCAAUCUCUACUCCUGUUUCUCUUGUUCGGUCUGAUGAUGCUACUCUGGUUCCUUUUGCUGACCCUACUCAUUAUCGCAGUUUAGGCGGGGCUCUCCAAUAUCUUACGCAUAUGCAUGCGCCUACUACUGCGGACUGGAGCAUGUUGAAGCGUGUGUUGCGUUAUGUGAAAGGCACUCUGGGUUUUGGUCUUCGUAUUCAGAAAUCUAUGUCUGUUGAUAUUCAUGCCUUCUCUGAUUCGGAUUGGGCUGGCAAUCCAGAUGAUCAAUAA
Ipomoea nil (Japanese morning glory) is the source of this 789-nucleotide messenger RNA. RefSeq lists its product as uncharacterized. The coding region runs from base 1 to 789 and encodes 262 amino acids. The transcript has 3 exons. The record is from RefSeq and is a predicted model, not a curated record. NCBI's taxonomy places the organism in Eukaryota, Viridiplantae, Streptophyta, Magnoliopsida, Solanales, Convolvulaceae.